Purpureocillium lilacinum is the source of this 1716-nucleotide messenger RNA. RefSeq lists its product as uncharacterized. The record is from RefSeq and is a predicted model, not a curated record. Lineage: Eukaryota; Fungi; Ascomycota; Sordariomycetes; Hypocreales; Ophiocordycipitaceae.
AUGGCCCUCCGCAAGACGGCCCUCCUCCUCUCCUCCCUCGCCGCCCUCCACCCCUCGUCUAGCCAACCCAUCGACGAGUGCCCCAUCUUCGGCGCCUCCUUCCCCGCGGCCUUCAACAUCUCCGCCACCAAGGCCUUUUCCUCCGCGCGCGCCGCCUUCCCCGCCGCCAUCGAGGAGCAGUUCUCCUCGGGCUUGCUCAACCGCACGCACACCGUCUUCGCCAUCGACGUCUUCUCCACCGCGACAAAUGAGUCCGUGUAUAGCUACUUCCAUGUCGGGGACGCGCUCAAGGGGGCCGUCGUGGGCGGGAAGCUCAAUGACACGACCGUUUCGAGGGUGGGCAGCGUGACGAAGCUGUUCACGGCGUAUGCGAUUCUUGCGACGGCGGGGAUUGGCGUGAUGGAUCAUCCCGUUACGAGGUAUCUGCCUGAGCUGGGGGGGAAUGGUGCGCAGAGCGAUCCGCUGGAGAGGCUACGCUGGGAGGAUGUCACCGUCGGCGCGCUCAUGUCCCAGCAGGGCGGCUCGGGCGGCGUGCCUGGCGAAGUGAUUCAGAACUGCACGGGAACGCCGGGCGAGUGCUCUAUCCCUGACUUUCUCAAGUUGAUGCGCAACGAGAAGCGUCCCACGAUGCCCCCGUUCCAACGGCCUCUCUAUUCAGACGGCGGCUGGGCCAUCCUCGGACGCGUCCUCGAGCGCCUGACGAACCUGCCGCUCAACGAUGCCUUGCAGAAGGCGCUGUCCAAGCCUCUCGACCUCAACUACACGGCAUACAUGAAGCCGCCCAGGAACGAUACCAAUGCGAUUGUCCUCCCGGGAUCUCUUGACGAAUCUUCUUGGGGCUACGACAACCAGGUCAUUUCAUCCUCCGGUGGCCUCUACACGAGCGUCGCCGACCUCCGCACCGUGGGCCUCUCGAUCCUCAACUCGGAGCUCCUAGCGCCCUCCACGACACGUCGCUGGAUGCACCCCCUCGGCAGCACCACUUCGCUGACCUUCAGCGUCGGCGCUCCCUGGGAGAUUCACCGUCUGGCCGUGCCCGUCACGCCCAAGUCUAACCGCACUCGCAUCAUGGACCUCUACACCAAGCUGGGCGCCAACGCCGGGUACAGCUCGUGCAUCGCGCUUUCGCCAGACCACGGCCUCGGCUUCAGCCUCAUGUCCGUCGGCGCCACCGCCGGCACCGACCGCAUCACCCUGCGCGACCUCAUCGGCGACGUUUUCCUCCCCGCCGCGGAGCACGCCGGCGCCGAAAACGCAGCCGCCAACUUUGCCGGCACGUUUGUGAACGAGAAGACGCCCGGGACCAAUGUGACUCUCACCGUGGACAAGGGCCGGCCGGGUCUCGGGCUAGCCAAGUUCUUCAUUGACGGCAUGGACGUGCGCGGAAACGUAACGACGUCCCCACCGCCGCCGGGCUCCAAGUUUGCGGUCCGCAUCUAUGGCGCGGGCAGCUCCUCGCCGGAUAACCUGCCCUCGGCGCUGUAUCGGACCCGCGGGACGGUUCGGUACAGCUUCCGCGCGGUGGUGGAGAAACUGCCGUUUAAGAAGCACACAGCGGCGCGGGGCGGAAAGAGCCUCUUCAUGAAUGAGUGCCUGUCGUGGUUUUCGGUUGGCUUCACGGAGAACAUUGACGAGUUUGUGCUCGAGGUGGUGGAUGGAAAGCUUCGUAGCGUUGAGCAUCCACUGACGAAGACGGUGAUGAAGAGGGUGAAGUAG